GCGUUUUAGAGAGCUUUUGUCUGUGGAGGCUAAAAGGAUGGCCACUUGUCGAGGAUACUUGAAAAAGAAUUAGGUUUAGUCUAAAUUGUAUCAUUUGACCUCCAGGAUCUCUUUCAGUCCUAGGUGGAAGACAAUUUUAUGGAAAAAAAAAAACCCUACUCUUUCACACCUCAUCAUUUUCGUUUCCAUAAAUUGUCCUCCUUUCAUCAGCUCAUCUCUGAAAUUCUACAAAGAGAUUCCAGGUGUCAGAGGAACUGCUGGAUCAAAGCACAUGUUCCACGGGCCACAGGUUUACCAGGAAGGAACUGAAGCUGCUUGUAAGGUUAUUACACAACUUCUUCCUUGGAAUCACAAGCCAUACUGUGGUAUGAAGAGGAAAGUACCAAGGACUCCACGGUUAAGAUGAUUCCUGCCCUCAAACAUUGGACUCCAAGUUCUUGAGUUUUGAUACUCAGACUGGCUUUCUUGCUCCUCAGCUUGCAGACAAACUACUGUGGGAUCUAGUUAUCAUGACUGAACUCGUUGUUGGCCACCUGUUUGGAAAACCAUCCUCUUGUGGUUGGACCUAACACAUACAGCAUGUGAAGGUAUCAGCAACACAGAAGACUGACAGCCGCCACCUAAGUGGGGCCGGGGCUGGUGUCUGCCCAUGUUGCCAUCUGGACGGGCUGCUUACCACAAUGAGGGACCUUCUUCAAUACAUUGCUUGCUUCUUUGCCUUUUUCUCUACUGGGUUUUUGAUUGUGGCCACCUGGACUGACUGUUGGAUGGUGAAUGCUGAUGACUCUCUGGAGGUGAGCACAAAAUGCCGAGGCCUCUGGUGGGAAUGUGUCACAAAUGCUUUUGAUGGGAUUCGCACCUGUGAUGAGUACGAUUCCAUACUGGCAGAACAUCCCUUGAAGCUGGUGGUAACUCGAGCGUUGAUGAUUACUGCAGAUAUUCUAGCUGGGUUUGGAUUUCUCACCCUGCUCCUUGGUCUUCACUGCGUGAAAUUCCUCCCUGAUGAGCCGUACAUUAAAGUCCGCAUCUGCUUUGUUGCUGGAACCACAUUACUAAUAGCAGGUACCCCAGGAAUCAUUGGCUCUGUGUGGUAUGCUGUUGAUGUCUAUGUGGAACGUUCUACUUUGGUUUUGCACAAUAUAUUUCUUGGUAUCCAAUAUAAAUUUGGUUGGUCCUGUUGGCUCGGAAUGGCUGGGUCUCUGGGUUGCUUUUUGGCUGGAGCUGUUCUCACCUGCUGCUUAUAUCUUUUUAAAGAUGUUGGACCUGAGAGAAACUAUCCUUCUUCCUUGAGGAAAGCCUAUUCAACCGCGGGCGUUUCCAUGGCCAAGUCAUACUCAGCCCCUCGCACAGAGACGGCCAAAAUGUAUGCUGUAGACACAAGGGUGUAGAACGCACAUCUCAGCGUGUGCUUGCAUAUGAUUUAAUCAAUCAAUAUGGUUACAUUGAUAAAAUAGUAAGUCAAUCCAGGAACAGUUAUUUAGAACUCAUAUUGAAUUAAAUUAAUUGCUAGCUUAAUCAAAAUGUUUCAUUCUCCUAUACUUUUUCUAUUACUCUCAUAUUUUUCUCUCAUUCUCUCUGCUAACCUUCCUUCUUAUGCACACACUUUCCCUAUAUUUUAAGAUAAGUCUGCUAGCAUAUAGAAAUGUUUGUUUGUGAUUUCUAUAUAGCUAUUAGAGAUUAUGACAUAGUAAUAUUAAAAUGAAAUGAUACUUAAACAGGAGGCAAUUUCAAAAGAGGCCAGGAACCCUAAUCUUUAAAAAGAUGGACAAACUUACUUUUCUCCAUGGCUUUUGGUUCACUUUUUGUACUUUUAACAAGUGGGUGAAUUAUUUGAUAAUUUUGAGAAGAUUAUUCUUUUAAAUUCAAACUAGUCUAUCAAUGCCUACCAUUACUCUGAUUGUAUUAAAACAGAAAAAGGAAAUACAACUUUGCAUAGCAGCCACUGGUGAGAGUUAAAGACAAGAGCUGCCCCUCGCCCCCAAAUGUCGAAGGCAAAUGCUAAAUUGAUACUGGAGCUCGUGGUGACUUUCUACCUCACUAACAACAUAAGGGAUCUGUGUAUUAUUUCACCACUAUUCUAGCUUUGCUGAUGUAUUGCCAGAUGAUUAGACUACAGAAUAGCUCGACCAGAGAAUUUACUCAUUUAUCGAUUAAACAUCCAAAUACUAUUGCAAUGUACUAUGUUAGAAUUCACCAAUUCAAGUGCCCACACACCACUGAAUCAUCAGCACCAAACAAAAUAUUAGACAUAUGGCCAAAUUCAACAAAUAUACGUUGAUUUAAAUAAAUAAAGGUUCACGACUUUACUAAAAAAAUCAGUGCUGCGGCUGGGCACGGUAGCUGGCGCCUGUAAUCCCCGCACUUUGGGAGGCCAAGGCGGGCGGAUCACGAGGUCAAGAGACCCAGACCAGCCUGGCUAACACGGUGAAACCCCGUCUCUACUAAAAAUACAAAAAUCAGCCGGGCGUGGUGGCGGCGCCUGUAAUCCCAGCUACUCGGGAGGCUGACGCAGGAGAAUCGUUUGAACCUGGGAGGUGGAGGUUGCGGUGAGCGGAGAUUGUGCCAUUGCACUCCAGCCUGGCAGCAGAGUGAGACUCCAUCUCAAAAAACAAAAAUAAAUAAAUAAAUUAAUUAAUUAAUAUUCCUCAUAAAAUGUGGGUUUGGGGGAAAAUAUAGAAUUACAUAUACAUUUAAAGAAGUUGCUAAUGAAAUUUCAUUCAUAUUCAUAACAUAAUCAUCUUGAAUUUUUUUAAUGGUAGCAUUCUUAAAAAUGUUUGUAAAAUUUAAUCUCCAGUUUUCUAAUUACUUGUCAUUCACAUUAAUAACAUUAGUACCCUUACGGUACCCUUGCAAUACCUGAAAAGAAUAUCAACUCACCCAGAAAUUAGUUCUUUGAAAAAAAAGACAUUAAGUUGUGAAUUUCUAAAGACCUUAAAAUAAGUGUUUCAAAUUUAAAGAACAAAGAAUGAUGUGAAAAUGAGAUUCUGAUUCCUACUACAUGAAUUAACGUUUCGAGAUUGCUGUUUAUUACUUCCCACAGUAUCUUUAACAGUAUUCUAUGAAGCAGUUCCAAUCUAGUUGGAGAAUUAACAGCAAUUGAUUUAACUAUCUCAUUUUUAUUAACUGUGUUAUUGACAUUAAAAAUAUUUGUAAAUCAUACUCACUAGUUAUUUGAUCAUUAUUCUAUGCAUUUUAAAAUUAAUUUGUGUUGUUCCCCUCAAUAUUUGUUUUUAACAUCUAUUCUCAUUUUUAUUUUAUACUCUCUUGUCUGUCAUGCUUUAUAUAUUCCAAUAAGUCUCUUGAAAUCCUUGUGGGGAAAGGCAGGACAAAAAUCAUUAGUUAAUUAGAUUUUAAAAAUGUAAUUUUUUCAUUUUAAAUAUUUUGUUUGUAUAAGAAAAUAUUUCAGAGAACCAUGACGAUAAUGGAUAUGUGUGACUGUUUUGAAUUUUUUUCUCAAUUAAAACAUUUUGUAUGUAA
Messenger RNA from Symphalangus syndactylus (siamang), 3477 nucleotides. RefSeq names its product claudin 16 (gene CLDN16). Gene Ontology annotation, molecular function: structural molecule activity. The record is from RefSeq and is a predicted model, not a curated record. Gene Ontology annotation, cellular component: bicellular tight junction; membrane. NCBI's taxonomy places the organism in Eukaryota, Metazoa, Chordata, Mammalia, Primates, Hylobatidae.